AUGUCUUGGAGGACAUUUGAUGCCCAAACGGACGUCAGUGUCGCUGCCGUCGUUGGACGUCGGCGGCCCGAUCUCCAUCCUGCCCUCCUGCCCUCCCCCUUCCUCCCCAGUGCCGUCCCGCUACGUGAUGAGGUCCGAUAUGGAAACCCUAGUGAUAUCCUGUGUCGUCAUCGUGCCGCGCUUGCGUGUCCAAUGACGAUCGAGGUCGAUGCGCGUGUGGGGGGCAUGGGAUGGGUCGCGGCAGAAUGUGGGUCGUAUCGGGGCAAUGGCAGGGGUGCAUGGGUCACGUCGUCAACGUACAGUGUUGCGGUCAUAUCUGGCAGUGCUGCCUCGGGCGAGGGCUUACGCGUGGGGUGGGGAUGA
Messenger RNA from Desarmillaria tabescens, 363 nucleotides. RefSeq lists its product as uncharacterized. The transcript has 2 exons. NCBI's taxonomy places the organism in Eukaryota, Fungi, Basidiomycota, Agaricomycetes, Agaricales, Physalacriaceae. The coding region runs from base 1 to 363 and encodes 120 amino acids. The record is from RefSeq and is a predicted model, not a curated record.